Mobula hypostoma (lesser devil ray) is the source of this 630-nucleotide messenger RNA. Its product is annotated as oxytocin-neurophysin 1-like. The transcript has 3 exons. The coding region runs from base 5 to 484 and encodes 159 amino acids. Gene Ontology annotation, molecular function: neurohypophyseal hormone activity. The record is from RefSeq and is a predicted model, not a curated record. Gene Ontology annotation, cellular component: secretory granule; extracellular region. NCBI's taxonomy places the organism in Eukaryota, Metazoa, Chordata, Chondrichthyes, Myliobatiformes, Myliobatidae.
CACCAUGCAGCUGCUUUCCUCCCUGGGCUGUUUCCUGUGCCUUCUGGCCCUGGUGUCUGCAUGUUACAUCAAGAACUGUCCCAGGGGAGGUAAGAGGUCUAACCUCCGCACAGACAUCAGGCAGUGUGCUCCUUGCGGUCCCAACAGCAAAGGCCAGUGUUUUGGAAGUAACAUCUGCUGUGGUCAGGAGAUUGGCUGCUACAUGGGAACCCUGGAAGCACAGUCCUGCAAGGAGGAAAAUCAACUGCCUUCACCUUGUGAACCUGCUGGAAAACCCUGUGGUGAAGGUGAUGGGAAAUGUGCCAUACCUGGGCUCUGCUGCGAUAAUGAGAAAUGUGCCACGGACACUGCUUGCCUGGAGAACGCAGGCAAGUCAAUGCGCCGCGUCCUGGGAAGAAACUUGAGCCAGUUAGAUAAUACUGCAGCUGGUCACCUGCUGAGACUUUUGGGCCCCUCGCUCUCAAAGACUGCUGGGAAGAAUUAGCUAAUAUUAAUUAAUAUUUAUAAUGUGCUCCUUUGUUGCCUCUACAUAGAUCUAGUUUUAUCAAGACGGCGGAAAUAAUACUUUUGACUCUACUUAGCUAAUAUUGUAGUCUGAUUACUUUUGUUGGAAGUCAUCAAUAUACAUUA